Messenger RNA from Saccostrea echinata, 2076 nucleotides. RefSeq lists its product as uncharacterized. NCBI's taxonomy places the organism in Eukaryota, Metazoa, Mollusca, Bivalvia, Ostreida, Ostreidae. Bases 1 to 1821 code for a protein of 606 amino acids. The record is from RefSeq and is a predicted model, not a curated record. The transcript has 11 exons.
AUGAUAGAAAAGAAGAGAGUAGAUGUCCAGUAUUCCAACCCGGAAGAUGCCUCGCGUAUUUACGAGAGGCUGGGAGUGGACAUCUUGACCACACCCAUCACUUCCGGGGGAAUUGAGGAGGUUCAGCCACCAAGAAAACGCUAUAUUCAACCUGCUAAUCAAGCAGUAUUUCAAAACGCAGGGCCCACUCGUACUGCUGGGAGAGUGGUGCCAAAUGGGGUGGCAAAACCUUUCUUGAGCAAUGAACAAAUACAGCAAUUCAUAACCUCAACAGUUCUUCCUAAUGGUCGCUCAGCCCCCAGCACUGAAGCAGUUGACCCUAAUGUCACUAAUUUCUCUUACACUGUGUAUCCUUCUCAACCAAAGACAAAGAUACAACAGCAGACUGACUGCACAAAUGUGCAUCCACAACUGACCUUGAAUGUGCUGAGAUCAGGACAGACCCUACCAUGGACAUCCAUCCAGCAGCAGUCUCAGGAGACUGUACUGCAAACAGGAUACAAUGCUCAGUCUACUGUACAACAGCAGGUCUUAAACAGCCAGGGAAACAUUCAUCCCUCAGCUCAGAAUGGUUUUGCUGUCCAUGUUCUAAAUCCAACUUUGACACAGGCAGAGCCACAACAGCCAAUCUCUGCAAAUGAACUUGUUUUACCCAUAAAUUUGGAGAUUCAAGGCUGUACUCCAACCAUUGUACCAGAUGAAUGGGUUAAGAGAACAGAACUGCAAGCUCCUACCAAUAUCCUCAGUAUUCCUUCAGUUGCUGGAGUGAAUGAUCAGAUCAUUUAUCUACCAACUCAAACGAUCCAUGGAGUCAGUAGCAACUGUUACAAUGAGGGUGCAUACUCACCUUUGGUGACACCCACACCUAAUAUGGCAACAACUGGACUAUCAGCUGACUAUCCCCAGAGGUGUUCUGCUAAUCAGCUUGAAUCAUGGAGUCUUAACCCAAAGAGUGUACCUACAUUCGUGGCACCAAUGGAGGCACAAACAAAAACUAAAACAAGAAAGACUAAGAAAAGGACUCCUAAAAAUGUUUCCCAGGGACAAUAUGCAAGUCUGGACAAACAAUUAACUUCCAACAGCUCAAAAGCCAAAGUGAGUAGAAAUUUGGAUAAAAUGGAAGCAAGAUCCAUGCAGCAGACCCCUGGGAAACAAAUGGAAGCAACAGUGCAGCAGACUCAGAGUCAGAAUUCUGCCCCAUCCUCUGUAACUCAGAAAAGUGGCAAGAAGGGGGUCAAACGCAUUGUUAUUCCACCCAAAGUUCAAACAGACUCAGUGGAAUAUCCUCCAUAUGUUGCCAGAAUUAUGAGGAUCCUGAACAGACAAAAACAGGGUCAGGUGGAAUCUACUGAUGAUAAAAAGGAAAGUGUUGAUUCCACAUCCAAGCAAAUGAGCACUGCUGGUAGAAAUGCUAAGGACAGAGCUGAUUCUACUCUUAAAGAGGCUACUACUGCUGACAAAAAAGCAAAGGACACUGUGAACUCAGAUCUUAAACAAAAGGAACCACAAAGUGUUGUAUCAAGAUCUCCUGUGCCAUCAAAGCAGUCUGCCCAGGAACAAAAGCAUAAGUCCUUGUCUAAUAGUGCUGUCCAGAAGGUCAAUGAAAGAUGUAGCCAGUUGAACUCUGGGUCCAAAAAAGAGCCAAUGUCUAUCAGAAAGACACUCCCAGAGGACUACAGACCAGUGGUUAACACAUCCCUGUUACUAGAAAACUUGUCACCUGACAGUUUUUCACUGUUGGAAGCAGACAAUUUCUAUGGACCAGAGAUUCUUGUCACUUCUGGCUCUCACUGCUUUGUGGCGUCUGUGCCUUUCUUCUAAUUGGAUGACAGAGAUUUCUGAAUAUUGUCGGAUAUUGUUAACAUUCAGUGAUGGAACGUUAUCUACAACCACAGUCUUUCAUUUAACAUUUCUGUGAGAUUUCUUUGGAAACGGUCUUUUGACUAUUUUUAUUUUUUUAGCAGUGGCCAAAGGAAUUUCCAAGAUAAGGGAUCCAAACUUUUAUCUAAGAACAUAUGAACCAUUAUUUUAGUAUUAUUAUUUUCAUAAUUAUGUGCCAAAUGAUUGGUUUACUCC